Molecule: messenger RNA, 528 nt
Organism: Iphiclides podalirius (scarce swallowtail)
Lineage: Eukaryota; Metazoa; Arthropoda; Insecta; Lepidoptera; Papilionidae
Source: the annotation of a GenBank genome assembly
AUGUCCGAUCCCCCCCGCGGGGACGGUGCCGAGGGGAGGCCGCUCGAUCGGCGCGCAUCGGAGGGGGGAGUGCGCGGGUUGUGGUGGCGGCGGCGGCGGUGGAGGGGCGCUCGGCGUGAGUUCCAGUCACGCGCUGGCGGCGCCAGGGGCGGCCGGCGCCCUCUGCCGGGCGGGGCGAGCGCCGCUCAAGCGGUGCCGUUCACCAGCGGCUCGGCCUUCGCCUUGGCGAGGGGCGAGCGCCGCUUGCCGCUGCGCUUGUCGCCCUCGCCGCCCGCCGCCCCCGCCCCCGCCGCCGCUGCCGCCCCCGCCCCCGCCCCCGCCGCCCCGCCGGCGCCGUUCUUCCACCCGCCACCUGCGCAACGAACGCCACCGGUGUGCGGUAGUGUGGCAGUCGUGGCGGUGGUGGCAGUGGCAGUGGCAACGGUGGCGGGGUACCUGUGCGCCGGCGCCGGCGCCGCCUCGCGCCGCCGUCCGUGGCAGCGCGGCCCUCCUCCGACGACGCCGAUUCUACAACACACGCGCGCCCUC